Ogataea haglerorum is the source of this 1779-nucleotide messenger RNA. RefSeq lists its product as uncharacterized. The coding region runs from base 1 to 1779 and encodes 592 amino acids. Gene Ontology annotation, cellular component: mitochondrial inner membrane. Gene Ontology annotation, biological process: mitochondrial respiratory chain complex III assembly. NCBI's taxonomy places the organism in Eukaryota, Fungi, Ascomycota, Pichiomycetes, Pichiales, Pichiaceae. The record is from RefSeq and is a predicted model, not a curated record. The transcript has a single exon.
AUGCUGAGGCUGUGGAGCUGUCCUGUGCCCAGAACGCCGAAGCUGUGCAGGCAAAUCACACCUUUGAGAAACCUGCACCUCACUGGUUCCAUCCUGCAAAAGGAUCAAGAACAGAAGAGCAAGUACAUAGAGAAACUUCACCUAGACUCAGAACCCAUCAAUUCUCAGGAAACCGAUUCCACCUACGAGUCGUACCAGAGAUUCCAGGCGAUGUUCAUGGGGAUUAUGGUUAUCAUUGGAUCGAUAGGAGGGUACGAGUUGUAUAGAAACUGGGAUUUUGUGAAAAGAAAAGUGGUUGGAGAUUCUUACGAUAUGUCCAAAUUUGAAGAAGUCUACGCCCAGAUUCAGGCAAAGCAGGAGAAAAAGAAGAACAAGAUUGACACACUCAAUGCCACUGUGAGCAAUCCAAAUUCAAGUGACGUUCCGGGACUGUAUAUAUGCGGAGAUAAUUCUACCCAGAUGGUUUCUACUGAUCCUAAAGUCAAAUUCCAGUCGGUGCUGAAGCGUCUCGACAUUUUCGACAAUAUGCUCGUUCGGGAUGUGGCUUUGGGAGAGGCCUCUGGUGCUUUGAUUAACGAAAAGGGACAUUUAUACCAAUGGGGUGCAGGAUUCGGAGGAAACUCGUCCAAGCCAACGCUGAAGGGUAAAGAUUUGGUGAAGGUGAAAAUCAGCAAUGGACUGGUUUACGCUCUCACGAAACGAGGGGAGGUUCUAUUCUUACCCGAGAGCGCAAAUGAACAGCAACAAUACAGGGAAAAAGAUAAGGGAUGGCUUUUUUCUAGUACCAGAAACUACGGCAAGUUGGCUACCAGCAGACCGAUCAAAGACAUUGUCGCUGGAAAAGAGCAUUUGGUUCUUCUAGAUAAUAGAGGAUUUGUCUAUACUGCGGCUACAGGUCUCGAGCGAUUGAAGAGAUCGUACGGUCAGUUUGGUCUUCCUGAAUAUUCUCAGUUUGAUGAGCCGCCUGUCCCAAACGAGCUUCAUGAGGUGACUCUGCUGAACCGCGUGAGAGAAAAUGAUAUUUUAACCCAGCGCGAGAUCAAGAAAAUUGCCGCUGGAGAUUACUUCACCGUGUGUCUGGACAGUCUAGGAAACAUUUGGGCUUUUGGCAAAAACACUUACGGUUCUUUAGGCAAGGAGGUCAGUUACAAAACUGAAAUUGUGCCAUACCCAUGCAAAGUGGAAUUGGUCAGCAAGAGGUUCAAGAGAAGCGAUCUUCCUCAGUGCAUCGACAUCGCCGCAGGUGGAGAUACCGCUUUUGCGUCUUUCGUGUCUUCGGACAUUUACGAUCUGUUUGAACAUAACUUGAAAAAUUCCAAAACUUUCAAUUUGAGCAUGCUAUCAGAGCAGCAGAAGGAGUCUUUGGUUCACUUUGCGUGGGGGCACGGGUUGAAGGGCGAGCUUGGAAACGGUCGUUUUGUGCAUGGCCAGGCGGAGCCAACAAAAAUUCAAAAAUUGAACGAUAUUCGUGAAUAUGACGAGAGCAAGGGAAAGUUGGAGGUACUCGGCCUGCGCCAAUGGAGUGUUGGAAGCAACCAUGCCGUAGCUACACUGUCUAACGGAGACGUUUAUGAUUGGGGAGACAAUGAAUUUGGACAGCUUGGAAACGGUAAGCGAAUCCGGUCUGGGGUGCCGACCCCAAUUCCUGCGCUUUUAGAGCCCGGAAAGCCUUUUGUUAGGAGUGAGAAUAGCCGUCUACAACUAAAGGCCACCAAGAAGUACGAGCAAGUGGCCGUGGCCGGCCCAAGCACCACUGCUAUAUAUUACAAAUGUAAAUAG